Arachis ipaensis is the source of this 2022-nucleotide messenger RNA. RefSeq lists its product as uncharacterized. The record is from RefSeq and is a predicted model, not a curated record. NCBI's taxonomy places the organism in Eukaryota, Viridiplantae, Streptophyta, Magnoliopsida, Fabales, Fabaceae.
AUGACCGACCAUUCCGAAACCCAACAGCAUUCUCAAAACAAUGUCGACCUCCUUGCUGCCAAUUCCGUCCUCCAAGCGGAAAAUCAGCGACUAGCCGAACUCCUGGCGACGCUGCAAAACGACAGAGAUCGAAAGGUCGAUAGCAAGAAAAUAAAUGCUAACCAACACGAGGAACACCUGUCGGAAUCCAACGCAAAAACAGGAGAGACAAUCCCAAAGAACGUGAGACGCCGGACCAACUCGUUCUCCGAGAAAAUAAUGAGCUUCAAGAUGCCACAGAACUUCACACUUCCGAUGACGCUAAUGCCCUACAAGGGAAUCGGAGAUCUUAAAGUCCACGUUACAAAAUUUGAGUCUAUGAUGUUCCUCAACAGCGACUCAGACCCCAUCAUGUGCCGAUCUUUCCCAACAUUCCUAGAUGGAGCUGCUUUAUUAUGGUUUUCUAACUUUCCUGCAGGAUCCAUAAACAACUUUGAUGAGUUCGCCAAAAUGUUCAUCAAUCAUUUUGCAGCAUCCAAGAUAUACGUUAGGGACUCAGACUACCUCAGCACAAUCAAACAGGGACAACACGAGAGCUUAAAGGACUACAUGACGCGCUUUACAACAGCAGCAAUGAAAAUUCCCGACCUCAAUCCAGAAGUACAACUGCACGCAAUAAAGAGCGGUCUCAGGCCAGGAAAAUUCCAGGAAGCAAUCGCUGUGGCAAAACCAAAAACACUGGAGGAAUUCAGAGAUAAGGCGACAGGGCAAAUCGAAAUUGAGGAACUCCGUGAAACUAGGAGGAACGAAAAGCCCAUGUCCAGAAAGGAGGAAGAAAGACCAUACAGGUCCCAAAACAGAGACUCUAAAAAGCCUUUCAGGCUAGCCCCGAAGUUCGAUUCUUAUACCAAGUUCAACACCAAAAGGGAGGAUAUAAUCAAAGAGAUCCUCCACAGCAAACUCAUCAAACCACCAAACCGAGCUGGCACAUACCAAGACCAGAGGUACGUUGACAAGACGAAACACUGCGCUUUCCAUCAAAAAUUUGGACACACCACGGACGAGUGCGUUAUAGCUAAAGACACGUUGGAAAGACUAGCAAGACAAGGGUUACUGGACAAAUACAUCGGCAGACAACUCCACAAAGAACAACCAACAUCACACGAGGCAGAACACCUGAAAGCAAAUGGCGAAAAAUCUCAGUGGCAGAGUAAUCAACCACCUAAGAAAGUCAUCAACUACAUUUCAGGAGGUUUUGCGUGUGGCGGGGGCACAAGCUUGGCCAGGAAAAGAAGCUACAGGACCAUGUUGGCGGUCCAAAACGAAACACCCACUAACGCACCUACUCCAGAAGUCCCUAACAUCACAUUCACCAGCAAGGACUUUGACAAUAAGACUCCCAACCUUGACGACCCCGUAGUCAUCUCAGUAACAACAAGAGACCUCUUAGUUCGGAAAGUCUUGCUAGACCAAGGUAGCAGUGCCGAUGUCAUGUUUCUGUCGACCUUCGAGAAAAUGCAACGUAACGAAAAAAUUCUACAGCCGUCCUCCGGGGAGCUCGUCGGAUUCUCAGGGGAAAGAAUCCCCGUGACAAGUUAUGUAUGGGUGAGGACACCCCCUCACUCAAAAACUUUAGACAUUCAAUGCCUAAUUGUUGACUGUUUCAGCCCAUAUAAUAUUAUCUUGGGAAGACCCUCUUUAAACACUUUCGGAGCCAUAGUCUCCACAAUUCACUUGUGUGUUAGGUUUUGUUCAGAAAAAGGAACCAUAGCAACAGUUCACUCGAACAGGAAAGAGGCAAGGCAGUGCUACAACGCAGGGCUAAAAAUACAACAAACACCAACAAGGAGAAUAAACUCGGUAUACAAUGCCAGCGAUAUACCAGACCUCGCCGAGUUGGAUCCUCGGAUCCAUCAUGAGCAGAGGCCAACACCAACCGAUGAUCUCCACAAGGUAAGCCUGACCGAGGAUAAGAGUCAAUGCACUAACAUUGGUUCUACCUUGCUUGCAGGAUACAAACAACAAAUGACAGAUCUACUCUGA